Messenger RNA from Zingiber officinale, 6122 nucleotides. RefSeq lists its product as uncharacterized. The transcript is spliced from 4 exons. The coding region runs from base 182 to 5746 and encodes 1854 amino acids. The record is from RefSeq and is a predicted model, not a curated record. NCBI's taxonomy places the organism in Eukaryota, Viridiplantae, Streptophyta, Magnoliopsida, Zingiberales, Zingiberaceae.
UUCCGCCCCUGCAAACCUUCUUCCUGCUCUAAUGGAUUUCGAGGAUCUCAUCUCCUUCCCCACCCUCCUCUUCCCUUCUUGAAGUCCCUUCGAAUCUCUCGUUUUGAGGUGCUGGAGCUGCAUGAUCCAGGCGGUUUGUCGAAAGCUGCGGAGGAGGAAAUUCUAGGUUUUUUCCUGUUCAAUGGAUUCGCGCCUAACGGAGGAGCGCACCACGGGCCUGGACUUGAACGCAGGGGAGCUGGAACAAGGAAGUUCGGACUCAGGUGCUGAACUUGUUUCUGAUACUGGAGGAGAAGUAAGCACCAGUGCAGAAUGUUUGGUUUUUCGUAACUCGGAAGGAAGCGUUUUGGCUGCUGACGGAGUCGCGGAUUGUAGCGACGCUGCAGAAAUAACAGAGAGUUUGAGGAAUCGAGAGGAGAAGCAAAGUGGUACAAGAAAUCCUUUCUUCACUGGUUGUGAAGCUGAUCAUACACCAGAAAGGAAUGUGGUUGAGACAUUGAACGUACUGGCGCUUGAUGUUGAAGGUGAGAUCAAGCCAGCCGAGUUUGAAAAGAGUGGUAGUGAAGUUGAAACCUUUGAGAAGCUUGAAUCUUCUUUGACAGUGAAAACAAGUUUGGAGAAUGCUGCACACACUGAUAACUCACUAAAGGGAAGAAUUCUGCUGGCAGGAAAUGAAAUAUUUGAACGCCAUUUGGCGUCUGCAGAUGAAUCUGAAGUUCAGGGAAAGGUAGAAAUGUAUUACAUGGAAAGAGCAGGUGUUAGCAAGACUGCAGAAGCAAUGAAUGCUCAUUAUCCUUGUGAGAACAAAAACAAGGGCAUUCAGUGUUCUCCUUGUGAAGCAAAUUUUAAUGGAGAGAAAGAUGAGUGUUUGAAGAAUGAAGAUGAAGCUGAGCUUGUGGAGGAAGAUACAAGGAAUGAAGAGAAGCAAGAUAACAUGUCAAAUGUCUCAUUCGACAAUGAUUCAGUUGCUUCAGCUCUUCAGGAUAAAGUCCUUGAUUCAGUAGUUUUGGAGCAUCAUAGCCGAGUUGGCACUUGCAAACCUGAAAUUAGUACAUUUGGUGGAGCCCAUGAUCUGGGGAAGGCAGAACCAACCACUUUUGAUCUUGAUGGGGAUGGAGUUGAGAUAGCAGAGGAUACACCAUGUCCAGAGGGUAUUAAGGUUGAGAUCUCAGAGUUUAAAAAUCAAACUGAAUGCAAAGAGGAACCCUUAUCUGAUAAAGUUUGGAACCAGAAAGUUGAUGAACUAACACCACCAGACGAGCAUGUUGCAGUUUCUGUAGUUGAUGAACCUGAAAAGAGAGCUUUUGGUGAUGGAAAAUUGGAAAGCAAGCUUGUUGACACAGAAUGUUCAUCAGGGAGUGGUUCUUCUGCCAAUCAUGCAUUUCUGGAAGCUGACAAGUUGGAGGUUCAGGUGAAUACAGGGGAUGAGUGUAUGGAGGCUAGUGAUGGAAUUGAACUUUCUGGAGAUCCAGAGAAGGUAAUCCAAGUGGCAAAUGAUGAUUCAGAGAUGGGCCUGGGAACUGAUGCAUUGGAUGCAGCUGCUGAAGCUGAUGGAGCACCUAGUCAGAUAUUACUGCAGGAUGGCAAUGCAAUCAAACUACCUCAGGAUUGCCUUUCUAGUGCAGAUAAAAUUGAAGGUUUACAAAAGGAGGCAGUGAAUUGGAAGGUCGUUAAUGAGCUAUGUCAUGGAACAGAAGUUUCUGUAGUCGGAAGUUCUGUUCAGAAUGAAGGAUCAACUCAUAGUAUCUUAACUGAUGAUAUGGAAGUUGUCUGUACGGAUAAUCAUUACAAGGAGUCUGUUGAGUUGGAUAGACCAACUGUAGCAGGUGAAUCUUCCAUGUUACAUAGUUCUGAGAACAAUACUUUUGGGACAGAGAUGACUUAUGUUGACUUGAUUCAGAAUGAUCAUGAUGAAGAAAGCUCCAUCCAGCAAAAACACUUUAAAAAGGUCGGCGUAGUGUCUUCAGAUGGUGAUGAAAACAAUCAAGUGAAUAAUGAUAAAAUAAAUUCAGAUAUGACUGGUCCAAUUAUGGAAGUAAACAUUUCUGAAAAAGAUCCGUUGGGUGAAUAUAUUCCAGAUGUUAGUUUCAUGAUUUCAACAGAGUCUGAUGCAGAUAUAGACAUUCAAGUUGUGGAAGUUGACACUGGAGAUAUUCACUUAUUGGAAGAAGCACACAUGAUUGAGAGGGUUUCUGGUGCAGAAACAGAAACAGAGGAGAUGGAAAUUGAUCGAUGGAACAUGAAAAAUAAUGAAAGUAGUGCUGCAGUAAAUGAUUCCAUUUCAAAUCCUCAAGUAUUAAUGUCAAAGAACCAGUUUGUUGUUGAUGAAAAACUCAGUGUGGGAGAUGCUAGAGUUUCCUCCUCAAAUUUGGUUUUAGAAGCAAAGUCAGACCAAGAUAUGAUGAUUGAUGAAGAACUCUCAAAUGGUAACAAGCAAACAGUCGCACAUGUUGCUGCAGAAGCUGAAAUUUCAAUUGAAGAUAUUGGCCAACAUACCUGUUACUCCUUUCCUUCAAAAGAUGAAUACAAUUUUACUAUUUCUGAUCUUGUUUGGGGCAAAGUAAAGAGCCAUCCUUGGUGGCCUGGCCAAAUUUUUGAUGUAUCUGAUGCAUCAGAUUUGGCAUUGAAAUAUCAAAAAAAGGACAACUUUCUUGUGGCUUAUUUUGGGGACAAGACGUUUGCUUGGUGUGAUGAAUCUCAAUUGAAGCAUUUUGAGAUACAUUUCCCACAAUUGGAAAAACAAAGCACUUCAGAUGUGUUCACAAGUGCAGUUGAUGGUACAUUGGAUGAAUUCUCUAGACGCAUAGGGUUGGGUAUGACUUGUUUCUGUUUGCCUGAAGUUGUCAGCAUCAAUUGCCAAAAGGUUGAGAAUGCUGGGGUUCGUAAAGGUAGCAAUGGCUAUUUGCUUGACAGACCUUCUAUUUUAAGCUACUUUGAACCUGUCAAGCUACUUGAAUAUAUUAAAAAUUUAGCUCAGUUCCCUGAUUAUGAUACUGAUCGCCUGAGCCUUGUGCUUGCUAAUGCUCAGUUGAAGGCACUUUACAGGUCUAAGGGCUAUCCAGAACUUCCUUCUUUUAAUCUCUUUGAUGGUGGAAUAAUUGACUGUGAUGACGACAUUUCACACUUAAAUUCUGAAAGCAUUGGGAAAGAUUUGUUCGAGCAAUCAUGUCAUAUUCUCUGUGAUUCUGGAGAACAGAGAUCACGAGGACACAAAAAACAGAAGCAUGUAUUGGAGGAUGGGAAAAAGCAAAAGAGCUUAUCUGAGUUAAUGCUACCUGAAGAUUCUCAGCUAGAAAAUGGUGUGAUAAUUAAAUCUUUUAUUGAAGCUGAUCAUGAUUCAGUUCCAUGUUCUUCUAGCAAGAGGCACAAGAUUAUUGACAUUGAUUCAUCUGACUCAGCAAGAAGUAAGAAGAGAAGGCCAGAGUCAAUAGGAGAUAUGGAAAUGUGCCUACCAUCACCAGCUAUUAAAAGUUCUUUUAAAGUUGGAGAGUAUAUACGUCGUGUUGCUAGCCAACUUACUGGGUCUUCCUCUAAUCUUAGGACUUCUAACGAGGCAUCUCUGAAGGUCUGUAAAGGGGAUAGUGUAUAUGAUGAUUUUGCGUCUGAUAGUUUUGGGGAUACUACGAUGGAGAGCCCAAGUUUUGAACUAGAUGAUUCAGAGUAUUAUGCCUCUCCAAAUGAAAUGUUCUUGCUGCUGCAUUUGGCAGCCAGAGAUCCUAUUGAAGGGUAUGAUUAUCUAUCUAGUCUAAUCAGUUUCUUCACUAAAUUUAGGAACUACUGUGUUUCUUCUUCUGCUAGUGAAGAGAAACAUCUUGAGGAAGAAAGAGCUGAAAAGGAUAAGAAACGGAGAGUUGAAGCUUUGUCGGUUUUUUCUGAGAUGAUAGAAACUGAUCACAUGAUGGAUUCUUACUGGUCUGACUUGAUAUCUCAUAACCGCCCUACUAAAAUCGAAGUCGAAGUUCAUGCUCCGGCUCAAAGGAAAAAGAGGAAAACUUCAAGACAAACAUCUGCUCUGAUUUCUGUUCCUGUUGUACAAGCCACAGAACAUAUUCAAAUUGGAAUAGCUUGUCCCACUAUGAAGCAAGUGCUAUCCUCAGAUAGGCCCAUAAUCAGUGUCAAUGCAAAGAUAGUCGAUAGGUGUAUGCCUACAGCUUUGGUUUUGAAUUUCAAUAAAUCCAGUCCUCUUCCUUCUGAAGUUGAUCUGAUUAGGAUUUUCUGUCGCUAUGGGCCCAUAGUGGAAGUAGCAACAGAAGUUCAACAGGAGAGCAACAGCGUCAAACUAAUUUUUAAGCGGAUUACUGAUGCCGAGAUGGCGUUUAGUAGUGCCAGAAAAUAUGGAUGGUUUGGGCCAUCACUUCUCAGUUAUCAUCUCAGAUAUCUAUCGUCAACACCAGAUACUUUUGCUGACAUCCAGCAAUCAGACAAUUAUGCUGCACUACCAGAACAUAGCAACUUGGAAACUCCAGGGAAUGAUUCUGAUUCCAAUCUCAAAAACAAAUGUGAUGCAGUAUCUAUGGAGAGUCUCUGUGCAGACAUCCCUUGUGACCAUCCAUCAGUAUCUAAUGCUUAUAUAGACACUAAUUCCCAGAACCAAAGCGAACUAGUAUUCGCUGGGAAUGGUAGAACAGACACUACUGCUGUCCUUCAUACAUCUGCUUCUGAUACUUCUCCAAACAACAGUCUCCUGAUGCAAAGUGAUACAGCGAUCACAGAGGAGAGCAAGACAGACUUUUCUGGUGACCAUCUGUCAGUGUCAGUUGCUUCUCCAGAUUCUGAUGUCAAGAACCAAGACAAUGCAGUACUUGUGCAGAGUAACACUGAUGCCAACCUUCCUCGUGACAUCCAUCCACCGACAUCUAACAUUUGUUCAGAUACUGAUCUCCAAGACAAAUAUGAUACAGUAUCAGACAUAAUUCUCCAAGAAAAUAGUGAUGCCUUAGUCAGAUCCACCGACUCUGACAUUCACAAUGAACUUCAUCCUUGUAUAUAUGAGGUUCUGCCUGAUAAUCUCGAUGACAAAGGUGAUGCAGUAAUGAUAGAGAGCAGGCCAGUUGCUUCUCUAGAUUCUGAUAUUCUGAACCAAGGUGAUGCAGUACCCUUGGAUAGUGACACGAACGAUCUUCCCUGUGAUCUUCAUUCACCAAUAUAUGACACCUCUGCUGAUACCAAUCUCCAAGAAAAGCAUGAAACAGUGUCAGACACCACCAUUAGUGAUGUUAUAGUUAGAGAUUGUGCUGGCAUUCACAGUGAACUUCGUGCUUCCAUAUCUGAUGCUCCAAUACUUAAUGAUCUCCAUGCAAAAAGUGAUGCUUUACUGAUAGAGAGAUCAGUUACAUCUCUAGAUUUUGAUGUUCAGACCCAAAGUGAUGUAGUACUCAAUGAGAGUAGCACCAUCAGCCUUCCUUGUGACCGUCAUCCGUUGAGGGCCGGCUCUUCACAAGAUCUCCAUGAAAAAUGUGAAACGGUAUCAAACAUCAACAUUGAUGAAAACAGUAAUCUUGUAGUUAGAGACGACAAUAACUCUGACUCUGGCAGUCAACAUCAUGCUUCCUUACCUGACGCGGUACUGAUAGAGAACAGUGAGAUACAACUUCCUGGUAGCAUUCACCCAUCAUUUUAUAUUGCUUCUACAGAAGCCGGUCUUCAAUGUGAAAGUGAUCCACUACUCACAGAAAGUAGUAAUGUCAGUUCUUCCAAUACUAUCCAUGGAUCAACACUUGAUGCUUCUCCAUACUCCGAGCCAUGAUAAACUAGUGAUGCAGCACUAGUCGAGAGUUGCAACUUGGAUUUUCCAGGUGGGGUCAGCUAUGUUUUUCCAAAUAUACAUGCUUAUGCAAAUUCAUGCUUUCCAUUCAGCAAAAGCAGAUAGAGUUGUCUUGAACCUUAUGCAAGGUGUAGGGGAAGAACUAGUUACAAGAGUUGCAGAUGUGGAUGAUCAAGAUGGCUAGAUCAUCUUCAAAGAGUUCAUGCCGAUGUGUCAUUAAGGUAUUAUCUCUCUGCUUGAUUUAUCUCAGAAACUCCUAUGGAGCAAUUAAGUGCAUGUUGUAUAAUAGAUGUAAUCUACUUUAUCUUGAGAAAAUUAAUACAAUGUUGAAGCACGCAUCUUCAUGCUUCAUCUAAAA